AUGGACUACAGCUCGAUUGUUUUUCGCGAGUUUACACCCGAAUCAUUACAUCGUAUUGAACGUUAUCGACAAGAGGAAGCUGAACGCCUUGCUUCCGAUCGAUUACAACGACAAACAAUACGUCAAGACGAUAGUGAUUUAUUAUAUAGUUCGAUGAGAAAAUCAUCAAAUUAUGAACAACCUAAUUUAAAACGAAAACCUAAUAAAGAAUUAGCUGUUGGACAAACAUUACCAAGAGCAUUACAAACAAAAUUUCCAGCUGAACUUAUUGGUAAACCAAUAGAAGAAAUCGAUCGUUCGACAUCAGCUUGUUUUAUAUUUUCUCCAUACAAUUGUUUUCGUCAUUUAGCAAUUCGUAUAUUAACUCAUUCACUUUUUAGUACAUUUGUUAUGCUUACUAUUUUGGCUAAUUGUAUAUUUAUGACACUUAAAAAUGUACCUGAAACAUAUGAAUAUAUCUUUACAGUAAUUUAUACACUUGAAGCAUUAACAAAAUGUGUUGCACGUGGAUUUAUUCUGGAAAAAUUUACAUUUCUACGUGAUCCAUGGAAUUGGUUAGAUUUUAUUGUUAUUACACUAGCAUAUAUAACAUUCUUUGUCAAUUUGGGAAAUGUCUCUGUCCUUCGAACAUUUCGAGUACUAAGAGCAUUAAAAACAGUAGCUGUUGUUCCAGGUUUGAAAACGAUUGUCGAUGCAUUAAUUCAAUCUCUUAUUUGUUUACGAGAUGUUACUGUUUUAUCAAGUUUUAUUCUAUCAAUUUUUGCUUUGGUAGGUUUACAGCUUUAUAUGGGUGUUUUACGACAAAAAUGUGUACCAACUUAUGAAUCAUUUAUCAAUGGUUCAAAUUUUUCAGUUGGUUUUAAUAUGUCUUAUGAUUCUUAUGUAAAAGAAAUUCAUAAUGAAAUCUAUUGGUAUCAAGAAGAUGAUAUACAUGUUGUUUGUGGAAAUGCUAGUGGAAGUCGAAAAUGUCCACAUGGUUAUAUUUGUUGGAAAGAUCUUGGAAUAAAUCCGGAUUUUGGUUAUACAAGUUUUGAUAGUUAUGGUUGGGCUAUGCUUUCUUGUUUUCGAUUAAUGACACAAGAUUAUUGGGAAAAUCUUUAUCAAUUGGUGCUGUCAGCUGCUGGCCGUUAUCAUUUUUUCUAUUUUGUUGCUGUCAUAUUUUUUGGUUCAUUCUAUUUGGUAAAUUUAAUUUUAGCUAUUGUAUCGAUGUCUUAUCAAGAACAACAAAAAAAAGUCAAUGCAGAAAAAUUAGAACGUGAACGACGUAAAGUUGAAGAUGAACUUGAACAACAAAAUGAAGAAGCAAGAAAAUUAUCACAAGCAGAUGAAUUAAUAGAACCUGAAAAUAAUCUUGAAUAUACUUGGUUUUAUGAAAAUUCAAAUCGACCACCAUCAGUAUCAAGUCUUUCAAUUGAAUAUAAUCAAAAUCGAUUAAAAUCGGAAUUUAAACAUCGACAAUCUAUUCAAACAUUACCGUUAUUAUUUGAAAAUCCAAGUUAUAUUUUUUCAAAUCCAACAACAAAUUUUGAUGAAUAUGAAAGCUAUGAUAAUACAAUACCAUUUCUUGAUGAAGCACAACAAAAUUAUGAUACAUUAUCAAGACAACGAAGUAGAAAAUGGUCUUAUAUUGCUGACCGAUUAAAUUCAAAUAAUGAAUCAACUGUUACAUUGUAUCAACCGAAACCUCAUAUAAAAUAUGCACCUGCUGAUCAAAUCCUAUCACAUUCAGCUUCUGAUACAACAAGUAUUCGAUCAAAAAAACAACAUACUGUACUGCACAAAGUCGAUCAUCAUAGAGAUGACCGAGGUAGUUCACAUGUUGAAUGUCGUCUACUUCUAACUGCAAAUAAGCAUGCACGGCAGUUACAAGAUCAUCCUAAGAAACGUGUGAACAUCGUCAUUUCAGAUAUGGAUACAACCAAUACAUGCGAUCGACCAUUAAUGAAAUUUCUCUGGAAUACUUGUUGCGAAUGGAAUUGUCCUUCGGAAUCAUUCAGAAAAUUUCAAGAAGUCGUAGCAUUUUUUAUUUUGGAUGCAUUUGUUGAUUUAUUUAUUACUAUAUGUAUUAUUUUAAAUACAUUAUUUAUGGCACUUGAUCAACCUGGUCAAAGUGAAAAAAUGGCACGAAUUUUAGCGACAGGAAAUUAUGUUUUUACUGGUAUAUUUACAGCUGAAGCAAUUUUAAAAAUAAUUGCAAAAUCUCCGGCAAAAUAUUUAAAGGAUCAUUGGAAUGUAUUUGAUUUAUUUAUUGUUACACUUAGUCUUGUUGAAUUAGGUCUAGCAAAUAUAAAAGGAUUAAGUGUUUUACGAUCAUUUCGUUUAUUACGAGUAUUUAAAUUGGCAAAAUCAUGGCCAACACUUAAUCGUCUAAUGUCAAUUAUUGGUAAAACAAUUGGAGCUUUAGGAAAUUUGACAUUAGUUCUUGUCAUUAUUAUUUUUAUUUUUGCUGUUAUGGGCAUGCAGUUAUUUGGUCCAAAAUAUGCUCAACAAUUCAAAAAAGAUAUGCCAAGAUGGAAUUUUGUUGAUUUUUUUCAUGCAUUUAUGAUUGUUUUCCGUGUAUUAUGUGGUGAGUGGAUUGAAUCAAUGUGGAUAUGUCUUGAAUGCGCUGGUUGGCCAUGUAUACCAUUUUUUCUUUUUACAUUUGUCAUUGGAAAUCUUGUGGUAUUAAAUUUAUUCUUGGCUCUUUUACUUGCAUCAUUUGGUUCGAAUGUUCUUGCUGAACGAGAAAAAGAAGGUGAUGAUGAUAAUAAAAUUGGCGAAGCAAUUGAACGUAUUCAACGAUGUUUUCGAUUCAUAUUGCAUCAUUUUAUUCGUUUAUUUUGUCGAAAAAAACAACCAAAUUCAAAAAUUAUUGAAAGUGUUACUACUGAAACAAUUUAUUAUAAUCGAUCUCUUGCUGGCACCAGUAAUACGAUAAGUACCCUUCCUUAUUCUACAUCUAUUGAUAUCGAUCCUAACAAAGAUAAUUCACACAAUAUCUUAACCAUAAGUAAUGAACUAACACGACCUAUUGAAGAUAUCGAAAUGACAUCGAUAGAUCCUAUUACUAUUAAUAAUAAUAAUGUCACUCCUUCUACUUCAAUAGCCCCUUUAACUUAUCAAUUUCGUCAUAUGCCCCCGGAUUGUUGUGGUCGAGAAAUUUCAAAAUAUUUUGAUUGUUGUCAAUUUAUUAUACCGCAAAAAAUUCAACGACAUUGGACUUUUCUUCGCAGUAGAGCACAUCGUCUAGUGGAACAUCGUUUCUUUGAAUGGCUCAUUAUUGCUAGUAUUUUAGCUAGUAGUACAACAUUAGCAUUAGAGGAUAUAAAUACUCGACAACAACCAAGAUUUUCAUCGAUAUUACAUGCUUUUGAUAAACUUUUUACAAUUAUAUUUACAGCCGAAUUAAUUUUAAAAUGGUUUGCAUAUGGAAUAAAAAAUUAUUUUACAAAUGGUUGGAAUUGGCUUGAUUUUCUUAUUGUUGUUGUUAGUGUUCUUGGAACUUUACUUGAUGGACUUGGUGUAGCUGAUAUUCCAGCAUUUAAAUCAAUGAGAACCUUAAGAGCUUUAAGACCAUUGAAAGCACUAUCAAGAUUCGAUGGAAUUCGAGUUGUUGUCAAUGCAUUAAUUGGUGCCAUUCCGUCCAUUUUUAAUGUCUUACUAGUUUGUCUUGUUUUCUGGUUAAUAUUUUCAAUAAUGGGUGUACAAUUAUUUGGUGGAAAAUUUUAUAAAUGUGUUUAUGUUGAUACACAUGAUCGAGUUAAUGUAUCAGAAAAUGUAACAAAUAAAACAGAUUGUUUAAGAAAAAAUUUUACAUGGGAAAAUUCAAGAGUCAAUUUUGAUAAUGUUAUUAAUGGUUAUUUAGCUUUAUUUCAAGUUGCAACAUUUAAAGGAUGGAUCGAAAUAAUGGCUGAUGCAGCCGAUGCAAAAGAUCCUGAUAUUCAACCAGAACAUGAAUCUAAUGUUUAUAUUCUUGUUUAUUUUAUUUUAUUCAUUAUAUUUGGUUCAUUUUUUACAUUAAAUCUUUUUAUCGGUGUUGUUAUCGAUAAUUUCAAUCAACAAAAACGAAAAUUAGGUGAUGGUGGUUCGAUAGAAAUGUUUAUGACAGAUGAUCAAAAAAAAUAUUAUAAUGCUAUGAAAAAAAUGGGAAAUAAAAAGCCAACAAAAGCAUUACCAAGACCACGAUUUCCUAUCGCAAGAUUUUUUUUCGAUUUAACAACAAAUCAAACAUUUGAUAUAUUUAUAAUGAUAUGUAUUUUUCUUAAUAUGCUUUGUAUGUGUCUUGAACAUCAUAAUCAAAGUGCAACUUAUGAUCAUGUUCUUGGAUAUAUUAAUAAUUUUUUUGUUGCUAUAUUUACUAUUGAAUGUGGAAUGAAAUUACUUGCAUUACAUUAUAAAUAUUUUACUAUUCCAUGGAAUGUAUUUGAUUUUGUUAUAGUUAUUGCAUCCAUUCUUGGUCAAGCCUUGGGUGAACUUAUGGCAAAUUAUUUUGUUCAUCCAACAUUAUUACGCGUUGUACGUGUUGCUCGUGUUGGUCGAGUAUUACGUCUCGUUAAAGGAGCAAAAGGUAUUCGAACAUUACUUUUUGCAUUAGCUGUAUCAAUGCCAGCUUUAUUUAAUAUUGGUCUUCUUCUUUUUCUUGUCAUGUUUAUUUAUUCUAUAUUUGGUAUGUCAUUUUUUGCUUAUGUACGAAAGUCUGCAGGUGUUACAGAAAUAUUUAAUUUUGAAACAUUUCCAAAUUCAUUAAUUAUACUUUUUCAAAUGUGUACAACUGCUGGUUGGUCAGGUGUUUUACAAGCAUUAACAAAUGAUCGACCACCUGAUUGUGAUCCAACUCUUAAAUCACCAUCAAAUAGAGGUGAUUGCGGUAAUAUGGCAAUUGCAAUUCCAUUUCUUGUUACAUAUUUAAUUAUUAGUUCACUCGUUGUCGUUAACAUGUAUAUUGCGGUUAUUUUAGAAAAUUUUUCUCAAGCUCAAGAAGAUGUACAACAAGGAUUAACUGAUGAUGAUUAUGAUAUGUAUUAUGAAAAAUGGCAACAUUUAGAUCCAAUAGGUUCACAAUUUAUGCGAUAUGAUCAAUUAUCUGACUUUGUUGAUAGUUUAGAACCUCCUUUACGUAUACCAAAACCAAAUCAAUUAUUACUUGUGGCUAUGGAUUUACCUAUAUGUGAAGAUGAUCGUAUGCAUUGUAUUGAUAUUCUUGAUGGUUUAACAAAAUAUUUUCUUGGUUCACUUGAUGUAUCAGCAUUAGGUACAGAAUCUAAUGCUCCAAUUGAUAUAAAAAAAGAUCGUCCAAAAGAUUAUCGACCAAUAACAACGACAUUACAACGUCAACGAGAAACUUAUUUAAGUCGAAUUGGUCUACGAGGUUUUCGAGCGAAUGUUGAACGAUGUCGAAUUGAACGACAAAGUCGUGAACCAAUAAAGGAACGUGUUACUAUUGAUGAACUUAUUGAAUUAGGUGAUUUAGGAACACCAACACCAUCAUCAACAUCAACAAUAUCACGUCGAAGUAAAAAUUCUGCUACAAAUUCAAUAUCAACACCAUUGGUAAAGCAACGAGGAAGAACUCUUUCAGAUGCAUCAUCUUUAUGUUCAUUUGGAAGAAGAUCAUUGUCUUGA
Adineta steineri is the source of this 5601-nucleotide messenger RNA. Lineage: Eukaryota; Metazoa; Rotifera; Eurotatoria; Adinetida; Adinetidae. The record is from the annotation of a GenBank genome assembly.